Messenger RNA from Cladophialophora psammophila CBS 110553, 2574 nucleotides. RefSeq lists its product as uncharacterized. The record is from RefSeq and is a predicted model, not a curated record. Lineage: Eukaryota; Fungi; Ascomycota; Eurotiomycetes; Chaetothyriales; Herpotrichiellaceae. The transcript has 4 exons. Gene Ontology annotation, biological process: regulation of DNA-templated transcription. The coding region runs from base 1 to 2574 and encodes 857 amino acids. Gene Ontology annotation, molecular function: zinc ion binding; DNA-binding transcription factor activity, RNA polymerase II-specific.
AUGGCGAUGAUGAAAAAAGGCUACCGCGGUCACAAACAUUCGCCAAGGGAUGAUAUCUGGAUUGUCAAAUGGGUACAGGACUACGAUGGUGUUGUUACCGCCGCGGCGUCUGAAAGCGCUUGCCACAACUUUGCAUCGGAGACUGGAUUGAUCUCUGACCUCCACGACGAGUGUUUGCGACUGAUCAAGGAACUAAGGACCGCAUGGCAGAACUCCCAGGACAACAUCGACCUCAAGUCACAGGAGAGGGCUGAGGUUGGCUAUUGCUAUGGCAAGUUGUACCUCUGGGGAGACAUUCUGCAGGGAGGAAAGCUAGAAGCCAGCCUAGAAAUUGUUCCCGCCCUGCGCCAAACAAUCUUGGGAACCUUGGUCAAAAUCGGACAUGCUCUGCUGCUUGCCUUCCGGAAUCGUUACAAAUUGAGCGACACUACCAGCUCCGAACAUUCUCAACUCUCUGCUUCCAAUCUCCAAGUGCUUAUUGAAAAGGCGUCGCAUGUCUUGACUGCGGAAGAUUCAGACCUGUCCACAUUACAAGAACCCGGCGCAACAGACGAAGAGAGCUCUAACGACGAAUCUGCAAGCGAUGGCGAAGACAAAUCCCCUUCGCCGCGCACGAAGCCAUGGACCACAGCCUUGCUUCGAGUUCUCAGAUUUCGCACGAAGUUGCUGAUGGAUCUCCUCCCUACCAUUCAACAAAUCCUAACCACCACUGAGCGUGGACAGCGCCCCGACAAAACCCGGCCUUCAAGCAAAUUCCAUGCUUCGGAGGCUGCCCGGCAAUGGGUCCGCCAGGUCUUUGACAGGUUCCAAGAUGCGGACGAAUCGUUAGCUGAACGGUUAGGAGAAGCGAAUGCUCAAAGGUAUGACGAGCUAAGGCCAGACAAAGAUCAAAGUGAUUCAGCUGUGGUCCUCCAUGAAGGGGUCGAUCAAGCAAAGUCAUUAUUCCGGCCAGCAACCACAAUCCGCGACUCUGGCUUGGGAACCUCGAUUAUCACGCCUGCAGAAAUGCCAGCCUCAGUCGCAUCGCAGUCUUCAUUUCUCCCCAGCAUUGCCGAUGGUACGUCGCGCCGCGUGCCCAAAACUCCAGAUGCUGUCGCCUUGGGGAUCCCGUUCCAGUGCGAGAUAUGCACCCGCACACUCUCCACGAUCAAAGACCGGACUCAGUGGAAAAUCCAUGUAUUUACGGACAUUAAGCCCUAUGUCUGCACAUUCAACGACUGCAAAGAUCAGUUGACCGUAUUCCCCACACGGAAGCUGUGGGCGGAACAUGAAUUUCGCAACCAUAGAUGCCGAAUAUCUUUCGAAUGCUACAUUUGCUCUCAGCACUUGGAUACCGAAGAGAUGCUCUUCAAUCACCUUCGCAACGAGCACUCGCUAACAGAAUCAAGGCCCGGGCAACUUGAAGCAAUCAUUGUACGCGCUAAAAAUGUCCAGGCACGGCCGAUCGAAGGAGAGCGAUGCCCUCUCUGUCGAAGAGCAGACUGGCAAACACAACGAGCAUUUGUCAAGCAUCUUGGAAAGCAUCUGGAAGACAUUGCGCUGUUGGCCCUACCUCUCGGUGAUGAUUCUGAAAAUGAAACGGAAGGAGAUGAUCCGUACGACAAAACAUCACGCGGGUCAUCUACUAAAGCUCGAGGUUCCAAGAAAGCAAUGUCCCCUUCAUUAGCCUCGGACUUGGUGAAUGAGCCUUCUCUUCAGAAGGAUCCUACCAAAAGCGAAGAACGUCUCCAAACCUCUGGCUCGACAAUGGAGGGUCGAUUUCACUAUCCUUCUGAUCUUCGACAGGAUCAUCCCGGGGCUGCGUCACCUCCAACGAGCACCACACCGAUUACUCCACCACCGCAGCCCGAGCAACCUGCAAGAGAGAAAAGAUUCUGGCAUGCAGAGACAGUUAAUCGUUCAUUCGCCAAAGCCGCCGAAAUUCGGGAUGUCUCACAAGCGCAAAUUGAAGCAAAACUCACAGAAGUCAUCACUGAGGCAACGCACCAUGGCGAGUUGGAUACUACCAAUUGGAGUGCCUGUAAUCAUCAUGCCGCAUGUCGGAGAUGUUACCGAACCAAGGCGAAAUGCGAUUUCUUUCGCCCCUGCACCCACUGCAAUAUUCUGGGUAUUCUUUGUGAUGACUUCGAAGACAUCACCGAGAGCUUUGUUACAGAAAGCUCAGACGAAGAAUCCGAUGCAGAGAAUUCGGGCAGUGAGACUUUUGAGAUCGCUAUGGAUGACGAAAAGAAACACACGUUUGAAGAGGACGAAAUAUCCAGGGAGAAUGCGCAUGACGGAGGCGAACACGCAGCAGAAAAUAACAAAGGGGCAAAAGAUGAAGACGAGGAAAUGCAUAAUGCAGAGGCCGCCAGACCGCCCACGGAAUUCCACAGUAACAUCAUCCAGCCAUCUGCAGGCCCGCCGUUGUCACCGUCGUCAGAUCCGCUGCUGAGAUCAAGUUCCCAUGGUAAUCCUUCCAUCUUGCUUCGUUCCGACUCUGGAGUUCCAACCACUGUUGCCGAUCCUGACGAACAGGAGCUCUGGUGCCUCCAAGUGAUCUCGAAUGAGGAUCACAUUGCGAAAGACCUAUGA